Messenger RNA from Parasteatoda tepidariorum (common house spider), 8301 nucleotides. Its product is annotated as choline/ethanolamine transporter flvcr2a. Gene Ontology annotation, biological process: heme export; transmembrane transport. Gene Ontology annotation, molecular function: heme transmembrane transporter activity; heme binding. Lineage: Eukaryota; Metazoa; Arthropoda; Arachnida; Araneae; Theridiidae. The record is from RefSeq and is a predicted model, not a curated record. Gene Ontology annotation, cellular component: membrane.
UGUUGUCCAAAAAGCCGAGUCAUUGGAACUGCUCCGAAUAAUCGACUUGUAAACAGCUGAAAAAAGUUAUUUACUAAUUGUGGUUUAAGCUGAAAAGUUCGGUAUAGCAACAUUGGUCCUACUUUCUAAACAUCAUCCAAUCACUAAUUUAAAUGUUAUUUUUUUAAAACCAGUGUUUAUAGCUUUGCACUCGAACAGAAUUUCCAUGCGAUUCUAUUUUAUGAAAAAAGCAUACCUAUGCUUGGAAGUGAAAAACAAUAAAAAAGACAUUUUUACGUCACCAUUUCCAAUAGAGCAUGAUAUUGUGAUUCAACAGUUCACUAUUUUGGUCACGUAAAAUAUAUCUGUAUCAAGGAAAUAGAAUUAUAUUUUUUGGGGAUUGUAUUUUUCUUCCUUUUAAAGAAAAUGUUUCGAACAGUAAAUUCCUAUGAUGUAAAACUGAAAUUUUUAGAAUUUGAUGCCGAAUAUCCAAAGAAUGUAAGCGUUAAAAAGGCGAACGACAAAGAAGAAGUGAGCAAAAUGGAGGCCACCACACGACUUUAUCGAUCCCGUUUUCUAAUGCUAGCUCUAUUCGUUUGUUACUCUAUGUCCAAUGCUUUCCAAUGGAUUCAAUACUCUAUCAUUAGUAACAUACUAACAGAAUAUUAUGGAGUGUCUGAAUUAGCUAUUAGUUGGACAUCCAUGAUCUACAUGGCACUAUAUAUCCCACUCAUCCUUCCCGCCAACUGGAUCGUGGAGAGAAAAGGUCUCCGUUUUGCUAUUCUCAUUGGCUCAUUUGGUACCUGCUUAGGUUCAUGGGUAAAAGUUGCGAGUAUUUCAUCAGAUUAUUUUGCGAUAUCCUUAACGGGACAAAGUAUAGUCGCUGCCUCACAAGUUUUUAUAAUUGGUCUACCCCCACAUUUAGCAGGAGUUUGGUUUAGCGCAGGGGAAGUGUCUCGAGCAUGCGCAGUUGGAGUUUUUGGAAAUCAAUUAGGAAUUGCUCUUGGUUUUGUGCUUCCACCUCUAAUUGUUCCAAAUUCUCCAAACAAAGAAGAUAUAAGCAGAGGUCUUAGUAUUCUAUUCUAUUCAGUUGCUGGGAUUACAAGUGUUCUCUUCUUAGCCAUUGUCUUCCUCUUCAGAGAAAAGCCUCCUCUUCCACCAAGUAGAGCACAAGAACAAAUAUUGAAUGGAGACUCGCGGGAAAAUUAUUGGCAUUCUAUUUUGAAUCUUAUCAAGAAUUUUCAUUAUAUGAUGUUGCUAGUUACAUAUGGAAUAAAUGUUGGAGUAUUUUAUGCUAUAUCCACGUUCCUAAAUCAAAUGGUGCUUGCAUAUUAUGACGGAGCCGAGGAAAGCGCUGGAUGGAUGGGACUUACCAUUGUUAUCUCUGGUAUGUUCGGAUCUGUUGCUUGUGGAUUCGUUCUUGACAAAACUCAUCGAUUCAAAGAAACAACACUUUGCGUGUAUAUCCUGUCUUUAAGUGGAAUGAUAGCUUUUGCCUUGGUGUUACAAUUUGGAAACCUGGUGUCAUUAUUCAUUGUGUCAGCUUGUUUAGGGUUUUUCAUGACUGGUUACUUGCCUUUGGGAUUUGAAUUCGCUGCAGAAAUCACAUACCCAGAAGCUGAAGCUAAUUCAUCUGGUUUACUAAAUGCAUCUGCUCAGGUAUUCGGGAUAUCUUUUACUUCACUAACUGGUUUUCUUCUGAAUUCUUACGGAGAUAAGGAAUCGAAUAUAUUUCUCUCUGUUUCGCUGCUGGUUGGCUGCAUCGUAACAGCCUUCAUAAAAUCAGAUCUUCGUCGCUAUAAAGCAUCCCAACUACCAGUGGCAUCAGGCCCUUGUGAUAAACUGAACCCCUGUUAAUUCUGAUGGGGAAAGAUGAAUUAUUGUAGAAUAUAAUGUAUCGUAGUUGGAAAAACUCGUGAAUCUCUGCAACCACAGUGAACGCCAUAAGUUAUCAUUGACUUUGUUAUGCAUACUGCUCAAAUUAUUUAUAGUCAUUUCACUCGAUGUUAUUCGUAAGAAACUGUUCUUCCAUUGAUUGUUCUUCCAAGAAACAAAUUUGAAAAAUAUAUUCUUAUGAACAAAUAUAUAUAAUUUUUUUAUUGUUGAGAAAUAUCAAAUUUUCUAGCUAUUUCAAAUUUGUUAAAGUGCAAUGUAUAUGCAUACUUUUGUUAUGUGAAUUUUCAAGUUGCCAAAGUGCUUGUGCUACAUUGUUUGUUGUGUAUAUGUAUGCGUGGGUGUAUUAUAUUGAAUAUAAAAUUUGAGAGCAGCUUAAUUACUGAGAUGUUCUGCUUUAUAACAAACAUUGAAUGUUUUGUUACGGUGAAUUGUUGUUACAGUGUUUGGAAAUACUUAGUCCUAAAUAAACCUUCCGGCACUAUUUUUAAGAUGUAUCCAUCCGCAUUACAUUAUAUCCCAGUUAAUCACCAGUCAAUAAAACUCGGCAUUGUUUGUAGAUUGCAAAAAAUAAUUAUCAUUAGAAAAAUCCCAGAUUUGGUCAAUGAUAGUGCAAACAAUGCCGAAAGGAAGUGUUAAAUCAAAUUUUUAAUAAUUGUGGAAUCAAAUUUUUCAGACUUUAUAAACUACGAUAUUGUGCAAAACUAUAUAAAUAUGUCUACUUCUGUUUCAUGUUUACAUGUAUAGGGUGUUUCAAAAAUAUCUGACUCUUAUGUGAAAACAAGUAGGGACGACUAUAAAAUAACUUUGCCGACAUAUGACCAUCUGUAGAGCAUACCGUCUGAGUGAAUGGAAUUAAAUUUUGUACAUAGUUGAGAUUUAUACCCUCAACAAUGUUAAAAACGACUGUGCAGCUCUCACUGUUCCAGUUACAGCGACGAAAUUUUGAAAUGGCAACACCCACUUUUUGGAUUGAAACUUAAUCCUUACCGUAAAAAAAAAACUUAAAAUGGAGUUGGGACGGUAUUUUCAGGACGAGAAAUUGCGAUACUGGGACUUUGCCAAUCAUCAGCAUUACGAGAAGAGAGUGAGACAAAAACCUCUAAAAACCGAGAAAAAAUUGCAAAGAAAGCAUUUUUAUGCCUUAAAAUUCUUGGACAAGUCUGCCCUCACAUUUUCGACUUGUCCAUUGUUCCUUCUCUGUGUCUUUAAAGGAUUUUAUCACACUUUUUUCUUAUUAGUGGUCACGAAAAAUGGUGAUGCUUGGCAAAGACCUAGAAUCGCUACCUCUUGCACCAAAUAUACCGUUUCAAAUCCACUUUAGGUUUUCUAUUGUAAGUAUUACGUUUCAAUCAAACAGGUGUGUGUUGCCAUUUGAAAAUUGUUAACUUUUGUCACUGUAACCGUGAAGAAUGCGCAAUCGUUUUUAACACCAUUCUUGAAAACAUAAAUCAUAAUUAUGUAAAAGAUUUUAAUACAUUCACUCAAACUGUAUGCUCCCCAGAGGACCAUCUGUCGACGGUUAUUUUAUAAUCACACUGAAGAUAACUCAUUUUCCCAAUAGAAUUCGGACUCUCUAACUUAAAAGAUAACCGCUAAUGAGGAUUUCCUUGUCACUAAAUCAUGUCUACUCUCAGUAAAAAUCUGUUCAAUAUUGAACCAUAAUAUGGUUCAAAAUUAUUACUAUGAUAAGUCGCUAAAUUGAGUUAUGUUUCCGUUCACUAUAAUUUAGUUCAACUAAUAAGGUUUCAAAAAACUUAAAGAAAUAUCGGUUUAAUAUGUUUAACAACAUCGAAGAAAAUACCCGAUGAACUCUGAUAUUUUCUUUUUCACUGUUACUUCUAUCAACUGGGAAAAUGACUUCUCUUUUGCGUACCUUCUCAAUUUUGCAAAAUAUUUUUGAAAUCCUCUGCACACUUCAUAAGUGCUUUCAUGAAAUAAAUGUAUGUAAUUAUAUAUGUUUCUUUUGGUGAGUUAUAUUUGUUAUUGCUGUUCGUUGUUUUAAAUUCAGUUAAAUGAAAUGAAAUUUAUCCCUACAAGCACAGUAGGAAUUCUAAAAUUAUUAUUGAGAACAAUUGCAGCUAUUUUUACACUUUCCAAUUCUGCUAAAAAAUGGUAUCUAGAGCUAUAUGUAUUGACCAUUUUAGUAAAAUAUAUAUGUAGAUAAAAUAUUUGUAUAGUUCGAUGUAAAAUAACAAAAAAAUGUUUUUAUGAUAAACAAAUAGUCAUUUAUAUAAAAUCAAAGUUUUAUAAAUUGCCUAAUUAAAAAAAUGAUCUAUUUUAUCUUAUUUGUUAAUAUAUUUUUAAUGAUUAUAUGUUUGGAUACAAUAAAUUUAAACAAUAUACAGAUUUUUAUGGCUCAUCUGAUCAUAGAAAUAUUACAUAUGAAAAAAUGUAUGUUGCACUAAUCCAUUUAGCCAACAACUCACAUUCGAUAAAAUUCAAGUACAUGGGAUAUUCAAGCAACUAAUCCCUCACUGAAGAUAAUUUAAGAAACAAAUCUCUGAUUGCGUGAUAAAAAAAAUUAAGUGAUCAUUAGUGACGGAGUAAGACACCUUAAUUUCUUUGUGUGUCAUCAUCUUGGUGAUCCAGUGAAAUUUCUAGUCUCCUGGUUUAAAAAUAAUCAAACCUAUCUUUUGAAAUAUGUUAAAGGACUUUAUUUACCAUAUCUGCUACAAUAAUUUUAGGUGAUAAAUAGCCUUAUUUUACUUAGAAAAAAAGCAGACUAUUCAUAUGUAGAUUGAAAUCAAAUCUAUUAUAUAAUUAUAGGCUAUGGAACUCCUGAAAAAUUACAAAAAAUGCGUGGGUGUGAACUCUAUUCUUGAUGUUUAUUAGUAGCAUUGAUUCUUCUAUGAGUAGUGCUUUUUUGAAAAAAAUAUCAAAGCUUCAUAAAUUAUUUAAUAAUCAUUUUCUUUACAAUAUUUUUCUUGAGAACUACACUUUUUGUGUCUGUACCUCCAAAUAAACUGAACAAUUUCAUAAUCUUUCAACAAAACUAAUUUAAAACAUCAAUGAAGUACAAAAACUUAUGCAAGUUUCUAUGCUUGAAAAAUAAAUCAACAAGAAAUCAAAACUCAUGUCAAAUAUUAACUUAAAGAAGCAAGAUCAAGAAUGUAGAAAAGAAUUGCCUUGAUCUAUUCUAGAACAAUAUUAAUUUAAAAAAAUAUUUUGUCUUGUUAAUCACUAUAUUAAUAGAGUUAAUAUAAAAUGCUUUGCAUUUGCUUGUUUUUCUAUGACAGCUUCUAUUUGUUAAGUGAUAGCAAAUACUCCUUAUGUAAAUAUUGUUAUAUGUUUAAGAAUGUUUAUAAUUGUAAAACUCUGUUAACAAAUCGUUACAUCAAUUAAACUAUUGAAAGGAAACAAUUAUAUCUAAAUAAAUGUUCGUCUAAAAAUGAAAUCUAUAGGCACUGUGUUUAAUUAUUGUUAAUUUCGUAGCUUAUGUUUUUAAAGCUAUUUAAAAAAUAACUUAUAUUAUGCAUUUAAAAGCGAGGCAUUUAUAUAAGAGCUUAGACUUGUGUGUAAAAUAUGUGAGAUUAAAUUUUGGUAUAACGAUUGUUCAGUUGGUUGUAGUUUCUAAGUAGCUGCAUAGUGAAUUGGCAGCUUUCUUACACAGUGUUUGAAUUCGUAAAUUUUCAUUAUUCAAAAAUGUUUCAUUUAGGUUUUUCUGCUUGUGUAUUUUUAUGUAUUUUGUUUAUGUGUUUCUUUAACCUACUUAUUUUGCAUAAUUAUGCUAUUUGGUUGCUAUAUGUAAAUUGUGAGAAACUAAGGGACUAAAUACUUGGUUAACACUCAAACAUGAUUUUUUUAAUAAGAAAUCUAAGCAAAAUGCAUAGUUGUAAUAUUUUCAUGGGCUUCUAACAUCUUUAACUAGUUUACUUUAACGGUUAAUUCUUAUAACAACAACUUUCUCUAAAGCAUAUUCAAAAUGAUCAUUUCGAGAAAAAUGCGAAUCAAGAGGUUGUUUUUUUUCUGCAAAAAUUAUCAAAAUAACAAGUGUACUUUUAGUCAGGGUCUCGUUUACACAUUCCAUUUGUUACUAGCUAACUAAUUUGUUACUAACUCUAAAAACUAUCGUUAAAUUGUCACUUUCUGCCCAUUAGUUUGCACUUCUAAACAUUCCUUUUAAAAGCAAAAUUCAUAUUCGCACGUAUAUCUAAUUUCAUAAAGGACAUCGCCAGCAUAGAAUAUCACUCUAAGAAAAAAUCUAAUAUGAUGAGCGAUUACGAAUUUAAAUUUAUUCUACUACAAAUUCAUUAUUAUUUUGCAAAAACAGUAUUCUUGAAAACCUAUUAAGUCAUGGAUCCUGGGAAUUAUUGGUUUAACGUUAAACUACAUAAUAUGACGCUAGUUCUACCUAGGUUCAAGUUUUUGCAACUAAGUGCUAUAGAAUAUGCUAGUAGCUUAAAUCCGUGACGAAUCCUAAGCUUUAAUUAAUGCGUUAGUUUGCAUUUUUUGAGAAAAGUUAUUUUUUUCCUAAUGGUAAUGAAAUAAUUGUAAACAAGUAAAAUUUUGAUUCAAAAAUUUCGUUGGCGCUUAGAAUUUGAAUCAAAUUACCAUCUUUAGGUUUAAUAAAAUUAUUUAUGUAUGUUACCGUUAAAGUGUGCAAUCCGUUAUCUCAUAGAAUAACUAGAUAUUUCAUAAGAUAACUAGACAAGUCAGUUCUAGGUAUUCUUAAAAAUAACGAUUACUUGAUCGUAAAGUAAGAAAUACGGCACUCGAAAGUUCUUUGAACCUGUUCUAGCUGCUUCUAAUCUGUUUUGAACCGCUUAUAGCUGUUUUGCAAUGACUUGUGAGUACGCUUCAUUCCAUUGCUUUUAGACGUAGAAUUUAGACGGUGUCAUUUUAAAUUGUAUAUUUAUAAAUUAUAUAUUUAUAUUAAGUUAUCCUCUUUUUCUUAUUAUUUAUCAAUUAAUCAUCCGCAAUAGGAAUAAAAUGUAUUUUUUGAGAGAAUUUAACUAUUUAUGGUCCAUUAAUUUAUAAAAUAACUUGGAAAAUUUUUUUAUUUUUCACUUAGUCUAUCGUUAGUUAUUCAUAAAACAACUGGGUAAAGUAUGAAAUCUUUCAUCCAUUCUGCACUUUAUCUGACUUGUCUAGUUAUUUUAUGAAAUACCUUGUGAUUCUAUGAAAUAACUGAAUUUAUACACUUAAAAUUAAAAAAUUGAAAAUCAAAUUUAUUAUACAAAGAAUGAAAUAUUAAAUCAAUAAAAAUAAAAAUUUCUGGAAAAAAAAUUCAACAAUUGUCAGCUACGCUACUAGUGACUGAAAAAAAUAGCACUGAAUCCACUAUCCCUUCAGUUUUGGUCCAAUUAAAUUAAAAGUUAAAAUAAUUCACAUCAUAAAUAAAUAUAUGCCUAAGGCUGUGUGUAUUAAACACCGUAAAACACACACUAAUCGCUGUAAACCUAUCAUACUUCACCCUAUCAUGACCAAGCCCCUAGCCUCUAUCCUUUAACGGUCAUGUUAGGAAUGCAAUGCUACGUAUUUCGUCCUCGGUCAGAUGACGUAGACAGUGUUUGAGCUGGUACCUCUCUCUCCAAAUUCCCACACUUCAAUUAAUGAGAGGACUUUCAGCCGCCACAAAUUUAACGAACACUUUGAGGCGUAUACUGCAUUACAAAUGAAAAAAACGUAAGUGCCUCAAAGUAGAUUUCGAGAAAAGUGGCUUGAGAACUAUUUUAUUUCAAGUGUUAAUACUAAGAACGCUGAAAUAGAAUUUCAAAUAACUGAUAAAACAAAAUUUUCGAAAAAAAAUUGUUUUUCAAUAAGUGGCUUACCAUACAGAAAUGCCAAAUAUAUAAAAAUCUCAAUCAUGAACUUUUGUCUCUUACGUUGAUUUUUCUUUUGCACGGCAGUACACAAGGCCGUUGAUUUGUCGGUUAUCAGGAUCGAACUCGCGACACCCAGAUCACGAUUAGCUGUGUGUUUGACGUUUUUGAACAUCUGCGCCAUCGGAGCGCGGGAAAACCCAUAAUUUCAAAUUCAGAAAAUAUUUAAUCACUCCAGGCUUAAAAAAUUAAGCACAGGCUUCCCACAGAAGAACACAGAAAUUAAAAUCUAUUUAAAUAUAAAAUGUCAAGUAAAUAUGAAUUAUUCAUCUAAUGAAAAAUUUGCCUGUUUUUGUAAACAUAAGAUUUUUAAUUUUUCAUUAAAAUAUACAUGGUUUAAAUUUCGAUUAAUCUUCAUCACUACGUUAUACAAAACUGAAACAGAUUUAUGUUUGAAUGGUUGAAAAGUAAAAUCGUUAUAAUAAUUAAAAGUGCAAAUUAAUUUCGAUAUAUGAAAAUUAUGUUGGGGUACAUAGAAAAUACUUCCUAAAGUACAUUUUUAUAUUUAACUUGCUUUUAUUUAUCCUUUCUGAGCUUCACAGGGUUUGAUGCUGUAGCUUUUCACAUGCAGCUCAUUUGUGAGUUUGCUAAAAUCAGAUCUUAG